UCAACAAUUAAAAUGAAAAUGUGAAAGUAAGAGAAAUUUCUAGGAGCCUAAGGUCUUUGAACAACUACAGGUAUCCGCUGGAUAAAAUAAGCUGACAAUGGGAGUGUAUGAGAAUGAGUCUGAUGUCUGUUUGUCUGUUGAUAUUUCCAUAAAGCAUUAUUACCUUCCUGUCAUGUAUGGGAUUAUAUUUUUGGUUGGAUGCACUGGAAAUCUCAUGGCCAUCCUAAUCUACGUGAUCAAGCUGAGGCCUUGGAAGAGCGGGACCAUCAUCAUGGUGAACCUAGCAGUAGCUGACUUGCUGUAUGCCCUUAGCUUACCUUUCCUUGUUUGUUUCUACAUCACCGGGAAUUGGAUGCUGGGUGAGUUCAUGUGUCGCUUCCUCCGCUUCUGCUUUCACUUUAACCUGUAUGGAAGCAUACUCUCCCUUACCUGCCUCAGCGUCUUCCGUUAUAUAGUGGUGGUUCACCCUCUGCGAGCAACUCAGGUCCAGAGGGCGUGCUGGGGUGUCUCUGCAUGCAUCAUCAUCUGGGUUGUCUCCCUGCUGGAGAUCGGUCCAAUGCUCACCAUGAUCAUGACCCAGAAAGAUGGGAACACCACAGACUGUUUGGACUUUGCCAGCAAUGACCCAAAGACGGUGUGGUGGUAUGGCUGGCUACUGACUGUGCUGGGCUACUUGCUGCCCCUAGUUGUGGUGUGUUGGUGCUACAUGCAUAUCAGAGGUGCACUAUACAAAAGCCUUUCAGCCUCUAGGCCUAGUCGGAUGCGAGCCCACAGACUAACAGUGAUGAUCUUAGCUGUGUUUGUCAUGUGUUUCCUGCCCUAUCACAUACUGAGGCUGCUGAGAGUGGGCAGUCUGCGGUGCAAUGAGACAUCCUGUUUGCAAAAGAAAAUCAUCAAUGAUGCCUACACGCUGUCAAGGCCCUUGGCAGGCCUUAACACCUUCUUCAAUCUGGCACUCUUCACCUUGGCUGGAGACAAGUUCCAGCAGGCUUUCUACAGCCUGAUUUUCAGAAGGAAACCCACCAUCAGCAAGGUGGCUGUGAUCUGCUAAAGCUCUAAAAAUAGGCUCCUCUGGACUUUUUCAACAUUGUAUAGCUGUAAA
Molecule: messenger RNA, 1102 nt
Organism: Clarias gariepinus (North African catfish)
Lineage: Eukaryota; Metazoa; Chordata; Actinopteri; Siluriformes; Clariidae
Product: 2-oxoglutarate receptor 1
Exons: 2
Coding region: 98-1051 (317 amino acids)
Biological process (GO): G protein-coupled receptor signaling pathway
Cellular component (GO): plasma membrane
Molecular function (GO): G protein-coupled receptor activity
Source: RefSeq, a predicted model, not a curated record